This is a messenger RNA of Equus caballus (horse), 1343 nucleotides long. Its product is annotated as histone H2B type W-T-like. Gene Ontology annotation, cellular component: nucleosome. NCBI's taxonomy places the organism in Eukaryota, Metazoa, Chordata, Mammalia, Perissodactyla, Equidae. Gene Ontology annotation, molecular function: protein heterodimerization activity; DNA binding; structural constituent of chromatin. The record is from RefSeq and is a predicted model, not a curated record.
AUGGCUGAGCCCGGCUCUGAGGCUUCCUCUGAGGAAAGCCUGGGCACCACGGAGCCCACGGAAGGCGCCCCGAAGAGCCCGAAGCAGAAGCAGCCAAGGUGCCGCCGCCGCCGCCGCCGCCACUGCCUCGACAGUUUCGCCACCUAUUUCCCCAGGGUUCUGAGGCAGGUUCACGAGGGCCUGAGCCUGUCUCAGGAGGCCGUGAGCGUCCUGGAUUCGUUCGCGAAGGACAUCUUCGAGCGCAUCGCCGACGAGGCCACGUGCCUGGUCCGCUCCACCAAGCGCUCCACCAUCUCGUACGGAGAGAUCCAGACCGCCGUGCGCCUGCUGCUGCCGGGGGACCUUGGCAAGCACGCCGUGGCCGAGGGCACCAAGGCCCUCAUCAGAUACAUCACAAGCAACGAGGCCGUGAGCGUCCUGGAUUCCUUCGUGAAGGACAUCUUCGAGCGCAUCGCCGGCGAGGCCGCGCUCCUGGCCCGCUCCACCAAGCGCUCCACCAUCUCGUCCAGAGAGAUUCAGACCGCCGUGCGCCUGCUGCUGCCGGGGGAGAUUGGCAAGCACGCCGUGUCUGAGGCCAGCAAGGCCGUCCUUAGGUACACCAACCGCCGCUGAGCUGCCUCAGGAGCACCUGAGCAUCGUAACCCAAAGGCUCUUUUCAGAGCCACUUGGCUUGGCAGGAAAAGAGCUGUAGCUCGAAAAGGGCUAGUAGUUGGGUCUUGUGGCGUUCUGCCGAUAGUUAAAGCAUUUUUUUAAACCCGUAACUAAAUAUCAUCAACUCUAGUAUAUCUGUGGUAGCAUUUGUUCGAGGGAGAACGGGCCGUUGUCCAUAACCAUAUUGUAUUAAAUAGCUUUUCUAAACGUCAUUUUUGUUACUUUUUUUAGGUUUAACUUUAUAGGGAUUUGUGAGGUGAAAAUUGUCCCCAUCAUAAUUUUUUAAAACAUUUCCACUCUCUGGGGCCAGCCCUGAUGGGCUAGCGUAAGAGCUAAAUUUCGGCGCUCUUACCGCUUCGAGGCCCGGGUUCGGUUCCCGGGUGGGGAACCACCCCACGCCCUCUGUCAGUUGCCGUGCUGUGUCUCUGGCACACAUGGAAGAACUAGAAGGACUUGCAGGCAGAACAUUCAACUAUGUAGUGGGGCUUUGGGGAGGAAAAGGAAAAAACGUUUUCACUCUAAUUCUUCCAUGAUUGGACAGUGGGAUUAUCCCGGGGUUCUUCAUGUUGAUAGGGCAACACGUAAUGUGAAAAAGAUGAGAAAAGAAUCAGUACAUCCCUAAUACACUUUUCUACAUGCCCCAUGUUAGAAAUUCACGUAAUUACAUAAAUUAGGACCCAAACAGCACAGAA